AUGGAGAGGCUAUUUCCUGAUGAUCAAUUAUUCAAUUUAAUGUUGGGGGAAUUUCCUGCCAAUUUUACUGAUAGGAACGGUUUUGGAAUAGAACCACCUCAUAGCCUUAUUAAUAAUUAUACUACGCAAGAGUUUAACGCAAUUCGAAGCAACGUCAUUAAAAUGAAUAACGAUUCUCAAUUAUCAACGUUAUUACGGUUUCAUGUUGAACAACAUAAACGAAAACGUUUAGAAUUUUAUAAUUCUAUUAGGAAUGAAUACGGUGAUGCUGAAAAGGAAAUCAAAGCAAGGCAUGAUGAAUUGGAAUUAUUGAAGUUAUGUGGGUUUGAUGAAAACAUUGAUAGACUAAUCAAUGAAGAUGAUGAAUUAAUUAUGAAAGAAGGUAAAAUGGUUAAAGAAAGUAUGAAUAAUAAACUGGAAGCUGCUGAAAUUCUAGAGUAUGAUAAAAAAGUCUAUGGAGAUUAUUGUUCAAAAUCUGAAAUGUAUUAUAAUCAACUUCAAUUAGAUCAUGAAUUGAUAAAAGUAUCUCAACAAAGGCAACAUGAAAGAUUAAAGAAGUUACAUUCUUUUAUUUUGGGUAAAGUAGAACCCCCUCAAUCUACCAGUCCAGUAACUUCUGUUAGUGAUAAUCCUCUUUGUAUGAAACCUAGUAAUGAGAAAGGUGACCAACAGAAUUCAAUCGCUGAACAACCAUCCAAAAUCAUUGGUGAUCAAGAUGAUGUUACUAUUUUAGACACUUCGAUUAAAAACAAUGAUGAUUCUGUUCAACCCGAUAUAUUAUCAAAGCAAUUCAAAGCAUUCAAGUUUAAUCAAAAAAAAUUCGCUGCAAAAAAAGAUAUUCUUUCUAUGGAAUGCAUUUCUGGAAAGCAAACUACGCAACCUUCAGAUUUGUCAAGUUCAUUACAAUCAAAUCAACUAGAGAGCAAACUCUCAAAUUUUGAUGAUAGACAUUUACCAACUUCUCCUUCAAGUUCUACAUCUUGGGGUGGUCGAUCUAAGUAUUCAUAUUACAGUUCAAGAUCGAAACCUAUCAUGGAGAGAAACGUUGAUUAUCCAAGUUAUUCAAAUCAUUAUUACAGGAGACCAAUUAUUAAACCUCGACCAUAUAGAAAAAUACGACCAUAUGAUAACAGAUAUCAUCGAGUGUUUCCACCUUUUCGUAGUGAAAUAAAGAGUUUUAAUCCUACAUAUUCUCACAAAGUUUGGAAAAAUGAUUAUACAUAUUCAAAAUUUUCUGAUUCAUCUCCAAAAUUUUCUGAUUCAUCUCCAAAGUUUUCUGAUCUAUCUUCAAAAUUUCCCGAUCCUCCUCUAAAAUAUUCCGAUCCAUCUUCAAAAUAUUCCGAUCCAUCUUCAAAAUUUUCCGAUCCAUCUCCAAAAUAUUCCGAUCGUUAUAUCAGAGACAAAGAUUCUAUUUCUGUGGGCGAUAGUUCAACUCAACACACGGAUCGAUUUUCGGCGUCGUCAUCAUCUUUUAUAAAUAAUUUACCAAAUUCUGAAUCAACUCUACCUGAAUCUUCACAUCAAUCUUCUAACAAUCCUAAUCUUAUCUCGAAAUCCAGAUCGGGUACGGAUAUAGAUCCCAUGGAACUUGAUAAUAAUCAACAAAACACUACUCCUGCUUCUUCUACUACGUUAACAAAUCAUUCUACAACUUCCAAUAAUAAUACCGAUAAAAAACAAUUUUCUCUGGAUAUAUCUUCAUUCAUUCCAUCAGAAGCAAUGAGUUUAUUGGAUGACAAGAUGUCAAUUAAUGGUGACAAUGGUGAUAGUGGAUUAAAUACUAUUCAAAAGAAUUCCAUGGAAAAUAAAUUUACAAAAAGUUUAUCAUAUGAGGAUCAAUACAAACAUGAUUAUAAAUCAAGGGAUAAUAUAGGAUUUUAUAGCUAUAAUUAUAGAAAAUAUAAAUAUGAUGAUACAAGACCACCAAUAGAUGAUUAUCGCAUGCAUAAGCCUGGAAGUUUUAUUCCAACUCGACGUCAUAGUUAUUUUCCCAGAGAUAAAUAUAAGAAUGUGGGAACUCGAUUUUAUGAUGAGCAUAAUAGAAGAUUUAGUAGUAAUGAUCAUCCUAUAUAUUACCAUGAGAAUUAUCAAAGGGAUACUGAUUAUCAAAGAAAUCCAAGGUAUCAUCAAAGAAAUAUUGAUUAUCUUCGAGAUGAUAAACCUUUAAGAAGUGAUAGUUAUGAUAGUAAUUUCAAUAAUGGUGAAAAAAGAGCCAAUAUUCAACAAGAUUAUUCUCCUCGAAAUAAUAGACAUGAUUCACAUCAUAUGGCUUCUGAUAUAAAGGGAAAUUUCGAUAUUAAUAGAUAUCAUCAUUCACAAAUUCAUAGAGUUUAUAACCCAA
Messenger RNA from Dentiscutata erythropus, 2341 nucleotides. The record is from the annotation of a GenBank genome assembly. Lineage: Eukaryota; Fungi; Glomeromycota; Glomeromycetes; Diversisporales; Gigasporaceae.